AUGACCAGCACGGUGAAUUCGUAUAUUAGUCAGAUGAAUGAGUUGAACAUCGAACAGAUUCAUCGCGAUGCUGAAAAUAAACUCGCGUAUUGGCGGAACGACUCUCACCGAAGAAUUAAUGAAUUUUAUCAAGAAAAACUCGAAGAAUUACAAAAUUAUAUCACGGAAGUGAAAGCGCUGUAUGAAACGAAGAUGAGAACUAUUGGAAAUUACUUAAAUCAACUGGCAAAUCAACAAGAUAUGAGUGAAGAAGACUCACGUUUGUUUAUUCAUUCCACAAAUCAAGCGAUCCAACAAACUUUAGAGGAAUUAAAACAAAUCUGUGUCCAAAUCAAUCCUCAUCCAAUAAUCAUCGACGAAAGUGAAAUUUGUAUUGGGAAAAACUUCAGUCUAAAAAAACUUGCCCGUUGUUCUUCCCAAAUUCCCUACACCGAGUCCAGUUCCGCAGCGAUUGCGACUAACAAUGAAUUCAUACUAUUACACCAGCAUCCAAAUCUUUGUUUAUUCAAUCGAUCGGCUCAACUAAUCAGACAAUGCCUCUGGACAGACGAAUGGAUUCGCGAUAUGUGUUGGUCAACAACAUUGCAACUGUUUUUCAUCAUCACUUCAUCAAAAGUUUUCUUCGCCGAUGAACAGAUCAUGUCGAUCGGAACAGUUGACAAUUUCUGUAGACAAACAUGGUUUUCAUGCACUUGUUCGGAUAGAUCGCUUUAUUUAUCGACGUACGAAUGGGGCUCAUCGAUCUUUGAAUUUAAUCUUCAACAACUACCGGCGCUUGAUCAUCAAUGGAAACCGCCCAUGACGUGCAAACCAUCAGAAGGCAUUAACGAUAUUCAAUACAGUAAUGAAACUUUGGCGUUGAUGGUCAAAGACGGUCAAGCACAUGAACGAUAUUUAGUUGUUAAAUCGAUUCGAACAUUCGACACGAUUUGGUCAUUUUCAUUGGGAAGCUCAACGAAUAUUCGUUUGAUGACGUGUUGUCCUUUGAAAAAUAAUGAAUGGCUUGUCGUGGAUGGUGCUCAACUACAAAUUUAUCAUAUAACCGGACGUGGAAAAAAUGUCGAGAAAAUUCAUUUUGAGUCAGCACCUUAUCGUGCGAGUUUUCUAGGUUCGUCGAUGUUAGUCGUGGCAUCUGAAUUAAGCCUAAAUUCCUAUUCUAUUUGGUUUUAA
Messenger RNA from Adineta ricciae, 1170 nucleotides. Lineage: Eukaryota; Metazoa; Rotifera; Eurotatoria; Adinetida; Adinetidae. The record is from the annotation of a GenBank genome assembly.